Molecule: messenger RNA, 603 nt
Organism: Protopolystoma xenopodis
Lineage: Eukaryota; Metazoa; Platyhelminthes; Monogenea; Polystomatidea; Polystomatidae
Source: the annotation of a GenBank genome assembly
AUGGAAGGCACCAUAAAUUCUCGCAUUGGCCCUGUUAUCUCACCCCACAUCUACAAAGUCCCUAGCAUAUCCGUCUUUCUUGAUACUCAUGUAAUCUAUAUGCUUAGUGAUAGCAUCGAGCCUUUUCAUUCAUUAUGCUCAGUAGAAAACGGUGAUCUCAUUGGUCAACAAAGUGCAACGCUCCGAUGUGAAAUUCAAGUUUCAUUGCGCCCUGGCUCUAAAACCAUCUCUAGUGCGUCAUGUGACAUUAAUUGUGCCAAUGAAUCUGAGUGCGCUUCUCGGAUCUAUCUGGAUUUUCACAAACUUAAGCUUCUGAACUCCGAAUCUGAAUGUAUUCCUCUCACCGUUAAAUAUAAUGUGACUGCUCUAGGAAUUAAUAGUGGCCAACCUCUUAGGCAUGUUCUCGCACAAAUUGUUAAUCCAAGUGACUUUCUUCAGCCUGUGUAUCUUUAUCGUCGUCAGGAUGUGAUUUGGAACAAUUAUAAAGUUGGGGAUACAAUUGUAUUAAGAAUGGGCGCUCCGCAACUAAGCUCCGAACUGAGCUUCUUUCUCUAUUUUGAGGUCAAUUCCACAUUAAAUAUAGAAACUGCAAAAUUUGAGUAA